UAUACUACCACUAUAACAGACGUACAGAUUAAUUCAAGCAGCCCUUUCUUAGCAGUUAAAGUUGCUCUUUAUUACUUCGUCUCUGAAGAUUGUGACUCUGACCACGAUAUCUAGGACUGAACAUGGGAUACGGACUGAAAAAGUUGUCCUUGGCGCUCUCUACCGUGGUCAUAGCAUAUUUACUUAUGUACAGUGGAACCAAGUUUGAUCCAGCCGACGUCCAAGACAAGAAAGUUCUGAUAACAGGAGCGUCGUCUGGAAUUGGAGAACAGAUGGCGUACCAUUUUGCCAAGAUGGGAGCAAACCUGGUCUUGACUGCUCGCAGAGAGCAUCGCUUAAAAGAGGUUGUGGAAAGGUGUAAGAAACUGUCUCCCAAACCAACUGCUAAUCAUGCCUAUAUUGUCGCCGACAUGAGGGAGCUAGACAAAACGAAGAACGUUAUAACGUAUAGUGUGGACAGUCUGAAAGGUCUGGACAUACUGGUACUUAACCAUGCCAGGAUAUCCGUCUCCAACAUGUGGUUUGGGAGCCAGCAGAACCUGACAGAUAUGGCAAUGGAGAUGGACAUCAACUUUAGAUCAUACGUGCAACUCGCCUCACAUGCACUUCCACACUUACUGAAGAGCAAAGGGAGGAUUGCAUUUGUUUCCUCUACAGCAGAAAAGGUCCCAGUGCCAGGAAUGGCAGUGUACACGGCGUCAAAGCACGCAAUCCAAGGGUUCUUUGGUGUACUUAGGCAAGAGAUGGUGAUGAGAAACACAGGUGUUUCCGUCACUUCGUGCAUAGUGGGCGGGACCAGAACAGAAAAUGUGAUGGAGUUAUUCAAACAGAAAUUUGGAGAGGAAAAGUUGAAGGGGCUUAACUUUGCGGAUCCAACAGCGGUUGCUUUGGAGAUCGUCAAGGCAACUGUUGCUAGGCAAUACGAAGUGUUCACGAGUUCCGAUAAAUGGUCAUCAAUAUUGAUGUUCCUCGGAAAAAUAUCACCAGAAUUUGCUGACCAAGUUACUCUGAAAGUACUUUUUGAGUAGAGAAACAGUGACUGAGAAAAAUGCAAAAUAUAAACUUGAAAUGUAUUAAUAAAAUCGUACUGCAUAUUUUGCCUUUGUUAAACAAUACAUAAGAAUUAUUUUAUGGAAAAUAUGUAUGAUAGAUUUUUAGAAAUAAAAAAGUGUUUUGCGUUUUUACACAAGAGGGGUCUUGGGA
Molecule: messenger RNA, 1203 nt
Organism: Lingula anatina
Lineage: Eukaryota; Metazoa; Brachiopoda; Lingulata; Lingulida; Lingulidae
Product: hydroxysteroid 11-beta-dehydrogenase 1-like protein
Cellular component (GO): intracellular membrane-bounded organelle
Molecular function (GO): oxidoreductase activity
Source: RefSeq, a predicted model, not a curated record